AUUGGGAUAAACUUGCAUCAGGAUCAUUAGCUGGUCAUAUUAUUGAAUGUGGUUGUCAAGCUACGGGUGGUAAUUUUACUGAUUGGGAGAAAAGCGCAUUUUCUGAACAUGGAGGGUGGACAAAUAUUGGUUAUCCUAUUGUUGAAUGUUUUGAGAAUGGGGAAUUUUAUGUUACAAAACCAAAAGAAACCGGAGGUUUGGUCACUACUGCUACCGUAGAUAGAGAACAAAUGCUUUAUGAAAUUUUGGAUCCUGGAUCAAAUGUUAAAUUGAAACAAAUUGAGAAAAAUAAAUUUUUAGUCACGGGGGCUAAAGGGAGACCUCCUACUGAAUAUCUAAAAGUAUCGGGAAUUUAUUUGGAUGGUUAUAAAAUGACUGGUUCUCUGCUUAUCGGAGGAAUUGAUGCUUGGAAGAAAGCAUCAGUUGUUGGACUUUCAAUUAUUACGAAAACUAACAUGAUGUUAAACCAACUUGGGUUGGGAACUUUUCGUAAUGUAAAUGUUGAACCGUUAGGAGCUGAGCAUACUUAUGGACCUCAUGCAAGAGCUCAUGAUACGAGAGAAGUUGUUUUAAAUCUUACAGCUGCCACUUGUAUGGCUCCCGGUAUUACAGGAGGAGGAUCAGGAAGACCUCAUCCUUCACCAUGCCUAGUACACUUUUCUUGUCUUGUUUCAAAGGGUGUUGUUAUUGCUUAUUUAACAGCUGGCAAUGAUGCGGAGAUAAAAACCAUUCAAUUUGAAGGACCUACAGAUAAUGAUAGUAUUAUACCGCCUUCAUUAUUUAAAAAUUUUGAUAUUGAAAUGGAAAGCAUUGAAAGUAAUGUUAGUGCAAGUGGUGGUACCAUCAAAGUUCCAUUAAUCAGAUUAGCAUGGGGAAGAAGCGGUGAUAAAGGAGAUACCUGUAAUAUUGGUAUUAUAGCUAGGGAGCAAAAAUAUUAUCCACUUCUUAAAAAGACAUUAACUGAAGAG
Messenger RNA from Funneliformis caledonium, 968 nucleotides. The record is from the annotation of a GenBank genome assembly. Lineage: Eukaryota; Fungi; Glomeromycota; Glomeromycetes; Glomerales; Glomeraceae.